ACUAUAAAUAGGGGGGGUUAUAUCUGCACUGAGUUCAUAUCAAGCUUUCAAUCUCUCAUUGCAUACAAGUUCCUGAAGAGUUUACAAGAGACCCAGAAGAUCAAGAUGUCGUGCGGUGGAAGUUGCAACUGCGGUUCUUGCGGCUGCGGCGGUGGCUGUGGAAAGAUGUACCCUGACCUGGCUGAGAAGAUCAACACCACCAUCACUACUGCAACCACUGUCCUCGGUGUUGCACCUGAGAAGGGGCAUUUUGAGGUGAUGGUUGGCAAGGCAGGUGAGUCUGGUGAGGCUGCCCAUGGCUGCAGCUGUGGCUCCAGCUGCAAGUGCAACCCCUGCAACUGCUAAGGCCAAGAUGAUCUAUGACUGAAUUGCCAAUGCACCAGCCUGUCUACAUGAUGAAUAAAUAAAGAGUCCAUCCAGUGUGAUGGCUCAUGCCUGUGUGUGUGUGUGUUUGUCUCAACCAUGUGCGAAUCAGGUGUCAAAAGUCCGUGGCUGGAAAUCAAUGUGGUUUCUGGCUUUAUGUAAAUGUUGUUUGUGAAAUAUAAAUAUUGGUUUGUCUAUGAAUUUUACUCUUACUCUGUGAAAUA
Messenger RNA from Oryza sativa Japonica Group (Japanese rice), 587 nucleotides. Its product is annotated as metallothionein-like protein 4B. Lineage: Eukaryota; Viridiplantae; Streptophyta; Magnoliopsida; Poales; Poaceae. The record is from RefSeq and is a predicted model, not a curated record. Gene Ontology annotation, molecular function: metal ion binding.